Molecule: messenger RNA, 7433 nt
Organism: Terrapene triunguis (Three-toed box turtle)
Lineage: Eukaryota; Metazoa; Chordata; Testudines; Emydidae
Gene: PALM
Product: paralemmin
Exons: 9
Coding region: 228-1448 (406 amino acids)
Biological process (GO): regulation of cell shape
Cellular component (GO): membrane
Source: RefSeq, a predicted model, not a curated record
UCCACCGCCAGCCAGCCGCACUCCGGACAAUAACACAGCUGGGGAUGCUGCACGGCCACCAGCCGCUCGCCACCUCUCCCACUGCCUGCUGCCCGUGAGCGGAGAGACAGCGAGGGGGGGACUCGCCCAGGGCUGGCGUUUGCCUUUCCCUCCAGAGCUUCGCCUGGAUCCGCGCAGGGCUGCGAGCCAGAGGGUGAGGCAGCCAGGGGAUUGCAGAGGCUGGGAAAAUGGAGAUCACGGAGGCCGGCGCCAUUCAGCAAGAGAGGCUGCAGGCCAUAGCGGAGAAGAGGAAACGUCAGAUCGAGAUCGAAAAUAAAAGGCGGCAGCUCGAAGACGACAGACGCCAAUUACAGCACCUAAAGUCCAAGGCUCUGAGGGAGAGGUGGCUGCUGGAAGGAGCCCCGUCGUCCGCCUCCGAGGAAGACGAGGCCAUGAAGAAGCAGAUGCAGGAAGACGAAGUGAAGACCAAGGAGCUGGAAGAAACCAUCCAGAGGUUGGAGAAGGAGCUGGAGAUUCUGGAGAACGGGGACUCGGCGCCUCCCACCAAGCAGAAGCUGGGGAAGGAGGUAGCGGUGACAGCAAAGGAGGAGAAAGCAGCAAACACACAGAAGACUCCGCUGGGCACAACUAAAGCGGAGCAGAAGAUCUCCAACAGCCCCAUGAAGUCGGUGGAGGGCACUGACAUGAUGAAGGCAGCCAUGUACUCAGUGGAGAUCACAGUGGAGAAGGACAGAGUAACUGGCGAGACCAAAGUCCUAUCCAGCACCACCCUGCUCCCCAAGAAUCAUUGCCUGCAGGGGGUCAAGGUGUACGAGGAUGAGAUGAAAGUGGUGCACGCGGUCCACAUGGAGGAUGGCGCCAUCGAGAACGGGGUGCACCUUCUCAGCUCCUCUGAGGUGGACGAGCUGAUCCACAAGGCAGAUGAGGCGAACCUGAGCGAGGCCUCCCGGAGGGACUCCAAGACCAAGGAGCGCGAAGAGGCCAAGAAGGGGAGUCCCGGGAGCAACCUGCCCAGCCAAAAGACCACGCCCCGGAAGGAGAUCACUGGGGUGCAAGCCAAGCCAAUGGACAGCCCAAGAAUCCUGGCCUCCGGUGAAGGGGCAGAGCCUAGCAAAGAGCAGCCGGUCACCAUGAUCUUCAUGGGCUACCAGAACGUGGAGGACGAGAACGAGACCAAAAAGGUGCUGGGCCUGGGGGGCACCAUCAAGGCCGAGCUGGUGGUGAUCGAAGAUGCCGACAACAAGCCAGCAGCGGCUGGAGCGGCAGACUGCACGGGCAAGGACCACGCCCCGCCCAACGGCAGCACCGUGGAGCCUGUGGCCGCCCUGCCGCAGAAGGAAGACGGCCAGGUCGGGGAGAAGCCAGGGGCCAACGACACGGAUCCCAAGGGGGCCGAUCAGGACCUAGACAUGAAGAAACACCGUUGCAAAUGCUGCACGGUGAUGUGAAACGUCGGCCGGCUCCUUUUGACCUCCCCUCAUUGUACAGCCAAAAAGGACUGCCCCCCAUCUUCUGUUACCCUGUCCCUCAUAGUUCGCUAAGUUCCACAAACUCCAAGUGACACAGUAUUUUAUUUACUUACCAGACACAACUUCUUUUUCUUAAGAGACUGGGGAAACAAAUGCAGUGUUUGUAAAGUGUAUAAUAGGCAGCACCAUCUCCCGGCCGCGGCAUCGCUCGUCUGACGUCCGCUUCCAUGCAAUACGCCACCGGCGCUGAAUAUUAUAUUUAUUAUACACGCUUAUUUUUUUCCCCCUGCCUUUGUCUCUCCCCUCUGCUCCCCUGUGCCAUGGUGGGGUUUCUCAGAGCUCCUCAGCCCACCGGGGAUGGCCAUCACGGAACUCUCCCGCCUGUAGGACUCCCGUUUUUUUAAUUGUACUGAUGGCUUUCCCCCUCGUUAAAUGACACCCUCCUCUGUUAUCCGAAGGAUGCUGGAGCUGAUCUCACUGAUGGGGGGGCUCAGGAGAGGGUCAUAGGACUAAGAAGCCUCCUUAGAUGGUUCUUCAAGAACUGGCUGUUGUUAGGAAUUUCUUUCCGGCCUUCUGGAAGGGGAAGGAGGGAGGCCGCCUACGUCCCAGCACUUUCUCCACACGCCCUGGCGUCAACGGGCCACGGUUUAGAAACACCUGUAUCAUCUUGAUAAGGCCACGGCCCAGCCGACAGAGCCCGCCUGUCCAGCGGCAGCUUAACUAUCCCCCUCGCCCCGGGUUCGUUCCGACGACAGGUCUGGGGAAACCCGACAAGUCACAGACACAGCGCCCCAAACCACAGCUCCACAAAAAGUUUGAAGCAGAGGUUUCGGCCGGCACGUGAGCUGCUGGACCGAACUUAAAUUUGGCCUGACCUUGCUGCUUGGAGUUUUUAAGCACUGACGCGAGCCUUCAAACCAGCCACAAGAGGGACUGUUUCUGCGGCAAAAGGAAAAGGACACUCCCCGGAGUCCGUGUGUGACGUUCCAACACAGCUUGGCCAAGGUCCGUGGGGGUGGGCUGUGAGAUGGACCUGUUGUUUCAACACCUAAAGUUGAUCGUUCCUGUGGUGCCUGGGGCAACGCGCAGCUCCAGAAAAAUGCAGCGGUGUAAAAAAUAAACAGAUCCCUGCUGGAUUUCCAGGCAGCAGAAUCAGUUAUUCUGGAGUCACUCCUUCUCUGAAGGAACUUCUAUGUCCGGCACUCACAGUGGUGACCACAAGCCUUAAGGUACUUUAUUGACCCCGCUGGUUUGAAUGCCGGAACCGGGACCUAUCAGCUCCCACACCCCUGUGAUGUCAUGUCCUCUGCUGGUUUCUACAGAAGAGCGGCUCCUUCAUUUCUUAGCUGGCUUUUCUCUGCUGGAAUGACAAGGCCGUGAGGGGGCGAGGUGGUUGGAAGGACACUGACUGCGUCUCCCCUUGCAUGAACUUUUCCCUUGUAGACGCCGUGCCGGUAAGGAUAUCAGCCACUGAGCUGUUGACCGAGAUGCUCCCAGCUCUGGACGGUGGGUGAAAUUGGAAGAGGUUGGCCCAAGACUCGGCCAGCGGGAGAAGGGACUGCUCGUCGGGAGUUCUGGAGUGUUGUUCUGAACAUGUUCGUGGUCAUUAAAUUGUGGAGCCCUGGUUAGCCACAGGUAGGGCCCUCGUCCCCUGUCAGCACCUCCACCCACUCAGCACCGGCAGCUCCAUAGCAUCAAUGCUGUCGCCUUCCCGGUCCAGGGCAGCCCUCCCACGCAACAUGCUCGUCUGGACAAAGUCUGAGCCCUCCAAUCCCUUGGCACGUCCUCACUCGAGCAUGCCCUGCCAGAUGCCCUAUUGCUGCAUGGGUGGGGGCAUUAUGAUUUGCCUUUGGCGCCACCUAGUGGCAUUGAUGGGUCCCCUCGAGCCAGUUGCUUAUUCAGCACAUUUGGCCCUGGCAAAGGAAAACGGUUUUCACUUUGUGGCCAAGGAGCCCAGCAAGGGACCCGACAAAUGGCUUUGAAGGGGGGCAGAGUUUGGCAGCUGCCUCAAUUGCUUGGAGACACCCCUAAACCAGGCCCCAGUUCUGCCCUCCUUGAAACCUAGGCAGGCCUGGUGACACUAAUGGGGUUGCACCAGCUGUACCUGAAAGCAGAAUUCCCCCGUCCCCCAAGUAAAGCGAUGGGGCUGGAGUCUACUCUCGGCUACCCGCUGACUGUUGUGGGUCUGCCCCAGAGCUUGCGGACUCCUCUGGGGGCCACUCACAGAGGUUUCCGGCCUCAGAAUAUCUUUAUUCUUGAACUGUGUUAUGCUGAAGGAGGGCACCUGGCUUUUAAAGCAGUGAAGUGAGUGGUGAUGCUUUGCUCGGCUUUAGUUCUUUUGCCGCUCCUGGUUCGAGUCUGUAGCUGGCCACUGGGCCCCAGCCACCUCCAGGGAGCGUCUGGUUCUUAUCCGGGCUGACGUCCGUUCUCGGGAACACCUCGCGAGGGAGCUCUUCAGAACAGAGGCCUCCCUGAUCCCUAAUCGCUUUCCUUGCACCCACUCUCCCUGAAGCGUAGCGCUGUGGGCGUGGCGAGAUCAGCCCCUCGCUCCCCUGAUCACGCCCGAUGAAUUGCAGGCCAGACCCCAGCUGGUGUAAACUGCCAGAGCGCAUCGACUUCAGUGGAGCGACGCCAGCUCACUGACACCAGCUGAGGGUCUGCCCCAGGCUCUGCAGCAGAGCAUGACCCGGGAGGCAGUUCUGCUCCGCAACUGCCAGAUUCGCAAGGAUGCUACAAGUCCCCCAAAGGCAGCUUGUUGGCUCGCUGCCUUUGGGCCCUCCUCGGAGUGGGCGGUCCUUUACUGGGUUCCCUAGGGGAGGCAAUGGGAGUACAGGACAAAUCCCAUCCAGCAGAACAAAUCAAGCAAUGGGCCAUGACCCAGGGGGUGCCAUUAGAAUGCAGGCUCGGUGCUAGAGGUAAGACUUCCCGGCUAGACAGACAAAGCUCCUGGGUGUGGGUCUUGGGUCUCCUUUGCUGUGACAGGGGCUGAAAUAGGACGAGCUGUAGGGUUAGUGGUAGGACUAGAGAUUGGAGCUUGUGUAAGGAAAAGCUAGCGCUCAAUUAGUGUUUGGUUCAGGACGACAGAGUCAGGGAUGCAUUGGGGCUGGGUCAUUUAUCUGCAGUGACUCAUUUAUCGAUACGACUUUAGACCUUUUUUCCCACACCCCAGAUAGACAUUAUUACAAAUUUGCUCGUUACUGGAAACGGUUCGACGAACGCUCAAUGAAAACGCUCCGGGAACUUGGCCUUAAGCAGGGCGUCGGGUUGCGGGCCGGAGUCUUUGGUAUCGCCUCUGCUCUCCAGCUGGAGUGUUGAAAUUUGUUACGAGCGGGGACGAGGAAAGGGAUUUAAGGAGGUGCCCCUGGGAACGCUUCCUGCACGGAGCACACGUUUGUACGCACGUGAGCGUCCCAGGAACGUUCUUGCAGACAGACAAACACCAAAGCUUUUGGGCGUGUUCACGGAAAUCACGCCAAACGCCCUCAAGGUCAAGUUGGGGCCAGAUCCCCAUCUUGAGUAAGUCAGCCCAGUUCCAUUGACUCCAGUGGAUUUACGCCUUCGGAGGGCCUGGCCCUGGGAGUUGAGGAAUGCUUUUUAUUUGUUGAAAAUGUUCGCCCGGCUCUAGACGCUAUGGGACCAGAUUCUCACCUGGUGUAAAUGGGAAGCCAAUGGUGUUAUGCCAGUUUAUGCCACCUGUGUGGUGCAUCAGUGCCAGCUCCGCCAUCGUUACACCAGGUCGGUCAGUUAAUGGGUAGGUGAUAAAAGUGUGGGGAGGUGGCUCUGUGCUCCCUUGGUUUUCACCCUGUUCUCUCACAUCAUCCUUAGAGGCUGAUCUCACCCAGGUAGCAACAGCAUCUUCUGCCCAGGCAUGCAGGUCCUGAAGGGGGACGUCAUCCUGGCUUCUCUGUUAUGUGGAAAUUACCACUGGGCAAGAUUAACAGCACGUGCCCUGGAGGCUUAACUGGACUCAGCAGGUGCCGAGGCUACUUGUUGCCCCUCUGCAGAGGGGUAAAUUUCACCCUAAUGUGAUGUCUCAAGGAUUAACCAAAGAUCAGGCCCCUGACUGCACACAAUGGUCUCCCCCCUCCUCCUCCCCCCGCGAUUUGUGUAGCCGUCGCUGUUAAAGCGUUUCCCCUGCUGCGCAGCUUGAAAGGUUCCCGUGCUCGGUGUCGCCCCACGGCUACUCCAUGCUGCACCCAGCUGUGGUUUUCACGCCCUUCCACUACGUGUCGGCGGUUCUCAUCCCUGGCAUUAGUCCUUGUUCGGUCAGUCGGCCGGAGAGGACUCGCGGUCCUGGCAAAGGUCAUGGAGCACAACACACGUAGCAGCCUGCGUGCCCAUGGAAAAAUACCCCCCGGGGCCGUGCCCAUGGAAAAAUACCCACCCGGGGCCGUGCCCAUUCUCCCUCCUAGCUCUACUGACUUUGAGAGGGGCCCAGAAGGAGGCAGCAGUGAAGCUGGCCCCCAAAUAGAAACCAAGGGGUUAAAAAGUAUGUGCCCACACGUGCGCACACACACACACACAGGGAGACAUCACGACCUGAAGCCUUGAUCAACAGCGAAUACAUUUUACAACAGGGAAUACAUUUUACAAUCAAAUUGUUAUUGCCUCUUCUAGGCGCCGAUCCAACAAAGCACUAACGCCCGUGUGUAACUGCACAUGUUCUUUGCUGGAUCAGGGAUCCGUCGCCUGUUUGCACCUGGUUCCAUUUCCAGGCUCCUCACGGUCCCGUUCAAAGAUUCUCGUAGCAGGAGGAGGGCUGGGUCCAGAGAAGCAGAUCCCAGUUAGUCACUUGCUAUUUUCCCACUAGGCUGGCCAGUUCUCUUCGGUCUGUGACAAUCAUUUCUCCAGGGGCAGACGGAGGCCGAGGCUUUCCUCUCCGUGCUCAGCCUCCGACCCUUGGCCUUCAAACGCAGCAGUAGCACAGAUGCUUCUCCCCUGGGAUUGGGGUCUAGACUAGCUUCCCUUGGUGACCCCUGAAAGAGGUACCCGGCUUCCCAGCAUUGGGUUUGGUGCAAUCCAGGAUGGACACUGGCAAAGCUUCGCCUGUAGCCGAUUCCACCACCCCUCAAUUAUUUCAUUUAACCAAUGGUCUUAGCCCCCAUGGCUGAGAUCUUUGCCGAAGAAUAACGUUAAGGACCCUGUAAUCAUGUCUAUUCUCUGGGGGUGGGGGGGUGAAGAGGGGUGUGGCGGGGCGGUGUGAGAGUGACCCAGCUGUACAAAGAGGGACGUUGCCUGCCCGGCUGCCCUUGCCAGGUGCACGUUGUCCUCCUGUAGCCCCUUCCUUGGUCCCGUCCCAACCUGGGGUGGGGCCAGGCUGCGUCCUCUCCUCCACGGCAGGUGGCUGUCGAGAAUCAGCCAGCUUCGUGCCACCUACUGGGUGGGGAUCUGGCUUCUAGGGCUCCACGGAUCCGCCCUUAGUCCGGCCCCGGGAGCUCUUGCUGUUCUGGGGGCAGUCCCGCCCCCCAGUCCACACAUGGGGCAGAUGGGGAGUUACGCUACGGGGCAGACCUCCCCCAGGUUCCAGUUUAGCUCUGGACCCAAGUCAGUCUUAAACCAGGCACCAGCCUAGUCACUUAGGGCCCGAGUCUGCUCCUGAUGGGCUUUCCGCUGCUGCUGUUAAUGGACUCCGGAUCGGGCCCUUGAUUCCCCAGCUGGAUCAGGGUAGGGGUGGCUUGAGGGGGAGAAAGCAGGCGCCCAGCACAUUCUGAACGGGAGACUGGUAUGCAGCCCCCUCCCCUAGCCCCUUUCCCCCACAUCUGCCUGGCCCCUUCCCAGCCGGUGUGUGUACAGGGCGGUCCCUCUGUGAGUCCACACCCACCGCCCCCCCCCAUUCCUCCCCGCCCCCCGCUGCGUGACUCGGCUAAAGUGCACUUCCCGUGCUCCUGUGCUUUUUAAUUGUGACGAGCCCCCGUUGUUUGUAAUACACCCGAACUAAGCCAAUAAACUGUGUGACUAAUCAGA